Mucor velutinosus is the source of this 1941-nucleotide messenger RNA. RefSeq lists its product as uncharacterized. NCBI's taxonomy places the organism in Eukaryota, Fungi, Mucoromycota, Mucoromycetes, Mucorales, Mucoraceae. The record is from RefSeq and is a predicted model, not a curated record. Bases 1 to 1941 code for a protein of 646 amino acids. The transcript has 3 exons.
AUGUAUCACACCUAUCUUUCUGCUUCUCCAUCAAUCUCUGAUGUUGAUCUGAUUCAUUUCUUACAACAAACUUUACUCUGUUCUUCCCCUCUUCUUGAUCGUGAUCCCUCUCUCUCGUUCAAUGAACUCUCUAUUCCUCAACUAUUCGCAACUACUCUUUUGACAAUUUGGCAAGCGCAUUGGCGCUGGAUCUUCGACCGAACCCCGUUCAUCGCUGACACCGUUCAACUUCGCCUUGCUCGCUCUCUUGCUCGUUUGGAUGCCGAGUUAAAUCUUGAUUCGACUUUAAAUAAAACCUGGAGCUCGUCUCCCCUACAAAAAAAAAAAUGCUUCUUUAAGCUUGCGUUUGAUCCAUUCCUUCGCUCCAUCCAACACGAUCCUCAGUUUACUGGUUUCAAUCUACCCGCUGAAGCUCCUUCUCCUCUACCCGAUACUCUCUCUGACGACAUAUCAGAGUCUAUACAGCAUCUGUUUUCUGAUUCUGAUGCCUCCUCCUUUGACCGAGAUACCCCAGCUCCUCAGCCUGCGCUUACCAUUUCACCUUUGGCGGUCAAAAUUCUAACUUAUGCGGAUGAUACCUUGAUGUACCUUCACGAUACUCACGAUUUUCAUCGCUUGCAGUCUGCCAUCUCAGUUUAUAUGAAAGCUUCUAACGCAUUAUUGAAUUAUCACAAAUCCAUAGCUACUUCUCUUUCAGGUAAGCCUUCAGCAACUUGGCAAGCCUUAAUGACAUCCCAUGGUAUUACCGCCUGGCAUGAUCGCACAUCUGCCACUCCUCUCAUUUAUCUGGGUUAUCCCAUCUGUUCCAGCAUCACUCAACGCAACGUUGCCUUCCAAAAGCUAUAUGACAUCAUCCGAAAUGCUAUUGCCAUACACUCACAACGCAAUAUUUCCAUCCGUGGAAGGGCAACCAUCCUUAACUCCCUCAUUUACUCCAAAUUAUGGCAUGUUCUACGUCUCACAACAUUUACCAAGGCCCAGUUUCUCUCAUUACGAAGCCUGGGUACUUCUUUCAUCAAUUUUCACAUCUUCCCUAGAAUUUCCUUUGCUACUCUCUCCUUAACUCGGUCAAGCGGCGGUUUGGGACUUCUAGAUCCUCUUUCUCAACAACUGGCUCUCCAAUGGUACUGGGUAUUAUGCCCUCUCUUGCUCCAAUAUCUUGGAUCUCCUGCCCUUUCAAACUUUAUACCACCGAAUCUACUUUUAUUAGGCUCCGAUGUUGCAAAAAAGCUUCUUGUGAGCGAUGUUUUCCGGUUUGAUGCUGACCUUCAGGUGCUUCGUCUUCGUUCCCCCUUCCAAUCCACUCGUCAUCCUAUUGCCUCCCAACGCGUUCAUGACCACAUCGUUUCUAGUCAAUUACUGCUCCAACCUUUCCUUGCACAACAGCGCUUCGUAUCUCCUCGUCCAUCCUUAGAUCCCCAUCAAUCUCCUUCGUUGCGUGCCCUUUGUCGUAGCAUUCUCGUCCCUCCUCUUUCCUCAUCUCUGCGUGGUCGUUUGCCCCUCAACAGUAUCCGUUUCUUCAAGCGAUUACGACAAACCUCUUCCUCUUCCUCUUCCUCCUCCCUUUCUCCCCUCCGGCCUUCCCAAUGGCGCUCAUUCUGGGCGGAGGCCAUCCCUCUUGCUGCUCGCACGGUAUGGUAUCGGGCGAUCCAUGAGAAAAUGCCAACAAGAGCCCUCCUACAUCUACGACUCCCAGAGAAACAUCCAUCUCCUCACUGUACCAUUUGCUCUACCUCAACCACGGAAGAUAUCACUCAUGCUCUGUUCUCCUGCCCACCUAAACUUCAGGUUUGGCGUAACAUCUAUCACUCUUACCUCUCUGUCUCUUCACCUAUCUCUGAUGUGGAUCUCCUUACUCUCCUCCAACAAAUCUUACUUGAUUCCUCACCCCCUCUUGAUCGUGAUGCUACUCUUCCUUUCAGUGAUUUAUCUAUUCCUUAA